AUGUCUUCAAUAAUCAACAGUUUUGUCUCUGACGUCAAGUUACUUGCCAAUGAUUGGGACAAAUAUGUAGAUUUGUCUGAUCCUGCAAUCAAAUAUGCCAUCUAUACAAUUGCCUUCAAUCCAAUCUUUUGGAAUAUCACUGCUAGAUUAGAAUACAACACACAUUUCCUUACCAAGAUCUGUGGUGGUGCUAGAAAUGGUUGUUAUCUUCUCGCGUUAACUAUUUUCUCCCUCGGUAUAUAUAGAGAUCAUAUUUAUUUCGAUGCCUUACAGGGACAACCAACAUUCACUCCAUUUUUGGAAAAUCCAAUUUUCAAAUUAAUAGCUAUUUUAUCAUUUGGAUUUGGUAAUGUUUUAGUUUUAAGUUCAAUGUGGGCGUUGGGAGUUACUGGAACUUAUUUGGGUGAUUAUUUUGGUAUUCUUAUGGAUUCAAGGGUAACAGGAUUCCCAUUCAAUGUUAAUGAUAAUCCAAUGUAUAACGGAUCUGCCUUGUGUUUCUUGGGUACUGCCUUAUGGUAUGGUAAACCAACUGGUUUAUUGGUUACUAUUUUCGUAUUUGGAAUGUACAAAAUUGCCUUAUUCUUUGAAGAACCAUUCACUGCAAAGAUCUAUGCCAAGAGAGCUGCAGCUGCUUCUGCUAAAAAAUCACUCUAA
Molecule: messenger RNA, 654 nt
Organism: [Candida] anglica
Lineage: Eukaryota; Fungi; Ascomycota; Pichiomycetes; Serinales; Debaryomycetaceae
Source: the annotation of a GenBank genome assembly